AUGUGGGUGUCGGUGUUGGUGAGAGGCCGCCGCGGAGAGGACCGGGCGGGCGACCAGCUGUGGGCGAUAGACUGGACGGACGCGCUCACUGGAGCAGCAGCAGGACUGGGAGCGAAAGAGACGCGAUCUUCACCGCCGCCACACGUUCUACUCGCCGCGCAAGCGUGCCAGAGCGCCACCGCUCUCCGGCCAAUUAGAGCCCAGAACCCGCCGGACCCCAAGCCAAUAGGCACCCUGCUUGCGGAGCCCCGCCCCUUAGUCUCAAAGCCGGUCAGGCGCUUCAGGAAGCGCUGA
This is a messenger RNA of Rangifer tarandus platyrhynchus (Svalbard reindeer), 294 nucleotides long. The record is from the annotation of a GenBank genome assembly. NCBI's taxonomy places the organism in Eukaryota, Metazoa, Chordata, Mammalia, Artiodactyla, Cervidae.